Messenger RNA from Prorocentrum cordatum, 360 nucleotides. The record is from the annotation of a GenBank genome assembly. NCBI's taxonomy places the organism in Eukaryota, Dinophyceae, Prorocentrales, Prorocentraceae.
AUGGCCGCCGUGCGGCGGCUCGGGGCCGCGGUGGCCUCCCAGUCCUACGACUACGUGGUCGUGGGCGCGGGGUCCGCCGGCUGCGUGAUGGCGCACCGCCUCGCGAAGGAUCGGGGGCUGCCGGAGGUGGGGGCCACCCUCGGGGCCAAGGAGCACGGUGCCUCCGUGCUGCUCCUGGAGGCGGGCAGGGGCGACCGAGGAUCGUGGGACUCCUGGAAGAUCCAGAUGCCCGCCGCGCUGACCUUCAAUCUGGCCAACGACAAGUACAACUGGGACUACUACACUGUGCCCCACGCCACUUGGACGGCAGGAGGCUCCACCAGCCGCGCGGCAAGGUGCUCGGCGGCUCCUCCAGCCUGA